AUGGCGGUUAGAGAACAAAACCUCAUGCCUGUCGUUGAACGGACAGGAGAAGUUUACAUCCAUGGCAAGAUAAUAACUGCUGAACGGCCAAACACACGCGUUCUACAGCGUACUCAAGGAGCGCAUCCUCAAGAGAUCAGGGCGAAUGGGGAACAGCGUAUCAUGCUCCCGACCGGUCAUAGUGAACAACCGUAUUCUCAAGAUGCGACCACAAAGGAUGAACAGCUCGUCAUAACAGUCUCCGGACAAAUGCGCCGAUCACUUGGUCAAGAUGAGGAGUUAACCAGAGCACAAGAGACGAUGCCUACUUUUCAACAGUACGUACACGGUGUGGGAAAAACUGCCGAAGCAUUCGCCAAACCUAUUUCUCGACGAGCGCUUGUGCAAACUGACGUGGUAAAGCGAGAACAUGACAUUAGCUUCCCUUGGCAGACAGAGCAGAUGUAUGCUCAGGAAGUGACAAACCAUGAGCGGCCCUCUAUGUCAGCAUAUGGACAGGUGACCGAGAAUCGUAACAUACGACAGUGGACUAACAUGCUUUCUCGUGACAGUGACGAUUUUCCAGCCUAUAUUUAUGAUCCACCACCACCGCCAGUAAUAAAGCAACCCAUGGCCGGAACAAGAGGUCGGCAACUUUACAUCCCAGAAGACAGUCAGUUCCUACUGGAACCUCUGAUCGAUCAAAGACUGGUCUCCAGAUAUCUACGAGAACAGUACAACAACCGACCAGAUGAUACCGAUAAGCAUUGA
Molecule: messenger RNA, 750 nt
Organism: Dicrocoelium dendriticum
Lineage: Eukaryota; Metazoa; Platyhelminthes; Trematoda; Plagiorchiida; Dicrocoeliidae
Source: the annotation of a GenBank genome assembly